Pelobates cultripes (western spadefoot toad) is the source of this 174-nucleotide messenger RNA. Lineage: Eukaryota; Metazoa; Chordata; Amphibia; Anura; Pelobatidae. The record is from the annotation of a GenBank genome assembly.
GUCUGGAGAUUUGCGGUCACUUCCGGUCCGAGCAAAUCUUCAUUUACUUACCUACACCUCGUGGAAGCCUACCUGGUCCCAGCAGAUCCUGAUUCUCCGGUUUUCAGCUGCCUGAGUCCUAAAAACCGACUGGUAGUACAAGGGGCCUCAAUUAGCGGCGUCCAGUUACAAACC